Messenger RNA from Galendromus occidentalis (western predatory mite), 1793 nucleotides. RefSeq names its product sodium/potassium-transporting ATPase subunit beta-2. Gene Ontology annotation, biological process: intracellular potassium ion homeostasis; sodium ion export across plasma membrane; potassium ion import across plasma membrane. Gene Ontology annotation, cellular component: sodium:potassium-exchanging ATPase complex. Bases 1 to 900 code for a protein of 299 amino acids. The record is from RefSeq and is a predicted model, not a curated record. NCBI's taxonomy places the organism in Eukaryota, Metazoa, Arthropoda, Arachnida, Mesostigmata, Phytoseiidae. Gene Ontology annotation, molecular function: ATPase activator activity. The transcript has 5 exons.
AUGGCCAGCAAGGACAACGAAAGCGGAGGACUUCUCCGAUUCCUCUACAACCCGGAUACUGGUGAAGUGUUCGGCAGAACCGGAACGUCGUGGUUUAAGAUCACGGUUUUCUAUAUUGUUUUCUUCGCGUGUCUGGCAGCUUUUUGGACCGUGUUGUUGGUCAUAUUCUACCAGACACUCGACGCUUUUCAACCCAAAUGGACCCUGGAUGCUAGUCUCAUCGGCUCGGUACCGGGAUUAGGAUUCAGGCCACGUCCUCCGAUGUCCAACAUUGACUCGACGCUCAUCUACUUCAAGGCCAGCGGAGCGAGUUCUGAAUCCUACAAAGUUUGGGUUGACGAUCUUCAGAAAUUUAUCGCGAGUUAUCGUGAAGUCGGACGCAACGGCGAAAACUUAGUUACCUGCUCCUCAGGAAUGCCCGCACCUCCGGGCAAAACUUGCAUAUAUAAUAUCGACCUCUUGUACAAGACUAACUCCAACUGCUCUAGCCAGGAAGAGUUCGGAUACAAGUAUGGCACCCCCUGUGUGGCUCUAAAAAUCAACAAAAUCUACGGAUGGAAACCGACCCCCUACCAGAACAACAACUUCCCUCCAAACUUCCCCGAUAAUCUGAAAAGCAAUUACGAUGGCAACCGCGUCUACCUCUCUUGCGAGGGUGAGAACGCUGCUGACCAAGAAAACAUGGGACCUGUCCAGUUCCAUCCGAAUCCAUACGUGGACGACUUCUACUUCCCAUUCACGAACGUGCCUGGCCACAUGCAGCCAUUCGUGUUCGCCCAGUUCCUCAGACCGGAACGAGGCGUCCUUAUCAAUAUCGAGUGUAAGGCAUGGGCUGCCAACAUUUUCCACGACCGACAAGAGAGGAUCGGCUCCGUGCACUUCGAGUUGAUGAUCGACUAGACGCCCCCAGCUCUGUGGCGGGCAGACGGGAGGUAGGACAGGACAAGGCGGAAGACGACGCAAGCAGCAGCAACAACAACAAAAAUAAGGGGCAACAUCACCACCACCACCAGCUAGAUCAGCCUGCACCUCGGCCGCCCUGCCUCCGAGCCUCGCCUCAACGGACGGACGUACUGAAAAAUGCGGGCCGCCAUUUUAGCUACAACAACAUCAACAACAACAACAACAACAACAACAACAACAUCAUCAUCAACUACAACAACAACAGUAACUACAACAAGUAGCAGCAGCAGCAGCAACUAAUAUACAGCAACUACAACAAGACCUACAACCCCAAUUUACUACAUCGUCAACCGCAGCAACAACAUCUUCGCCAACCUCCACCAACUCAACAGCAGCGAUCCCAUAACACCAUUCGUCGAUUCACUCUGCUCCGGCUAAACCCCCUCAUCGGAGGCGCUGUCUCUCUCAAUGCCAUCUUCAUCGGAAGCUCGCUCACUCACUCAGUCUCGUCGUAUAUGUAUCAAACUACUCACAACCUGUUCCCGUCUCUCGAGUUUCGACUAUACUUCUCAAUCGACGGGACACAUUCAGGAAAGUGGGUUCCUCAAGUCGGAUGCAUAACGAUGGAUCUAUCACGGGUCGAAUAUUCGAACGAACAACGAGAUCCAAACUCACCAGGAUACACCGUCACGUCAGCGUUGGCAAGAGCACCAGAUAUCGUUUUCCACUCGGUUCAACGGGGGGGUUGAGCCGCUCCCCGCGGAGAUGCCGAGUCACCACUGCCUAGUUACGCCACAACAGCGCGAGCGCUUUGGUCAGACUGCCGACCGGCGCUAGACACACUCCAGAGGCUGUAGCGGCUUCACUAAGCGAGAGAGAUGAGCAACGAG